ACAUGGCGGCGAGGGAGACAGUGUGGACAGAGGGGAAGUUCCAUUGUUCAACAUUGUAAAAAAUCACUGACUUGGUCCUCUUUUAAGGAUGGAAUGACCAAAAUUGACUGGAGGAAGUCGAAAGAAGCCAGAAAGCAGAAGAUAAAGCAGCUGAAAGAAUUCAAGCUCUUGAAGAAACUUGAGAAACAGAGGGUAGAGAAAGAAAAAGCCCAGGAAGUUUUGGAGGAAAAGACAAACCAAAAAGGUCGCCUGUACACUGUUAGUGUGGCAUUACCAGGGUCAGUACUGGAUAAUGCCCAAUCUCCAGAGCUCAGGACAUACUUAGCUGGUCAGAUAGCGCGUGCCUGCACUGUGUUCUGUGUGGAUGAAAUUGUCGUCUUUGGUGAAGAGGGAGAUGAUGAAAAGAAUGUAGAAGGUGAAUUUCAAGGAAUUGGGAGAAAAGGACAUGCCAGUGUGCAGCUUGCACGCAUUCUGCAGUACCUCGAAUGUCCACAGUACCUUAGGAAAUCCUUUUUUCCAAAACAUCAGGAUCUGCAGUUUGCAGGCCUCCUGAAUCCACUCGAUAGUCCACACCACAUGAGGAUGGAUGAGCAAUCUGAAUACCGUGAGGGAGUGGUUGUUGAUCGGCCCAGUAAACUCCAGAAAGGAUCAUUUGUAAACUGUGGCAUGAGAAAGGAUGUACAGAUCGACCGACAACUCCAACCUGGUUUACGGGUUACCGUCCGACUACACAAGAAUGAGAAGCCAGAGAGCAAAGCUUUGAAGGGCACAGUUGUUGCACCACACACCCCGCGCACAGAAUCUGGCCUGUACUGGGGUUACACGGUGCGACUUGCUUCAUGCCUCAGUGCUGUGUUCACAGAGUGCCCAUUCAAGGAUGGCUAUGAUCUCUCAAUUGGCACUUCUGAACGAGGGUCAAACAUUGACAGUGUUACAUUUCCCUCAUUCAAGAAUUUGUUGGUGGUGUUUGGUGGCCUUCAUGGACUUGAGGCCAGUGUAGACGCUGAUCAAAACCUCAAUUUUACGGAUCCCAGUGUCCUUUUUCACCAGUAUCUCAACACCUGCCCUGGUCAGGGCAGCCGUACCAUCCGCACUGAGGAAGCUAUUCUCAUUACCCUAUCCACGUUACGACCGAAGAUUGACAUGGCAGUUGGAAAUUCUGCUUCAAAUUGAAAGUGUAAAUAUUUUGCAGCGUGCCACCCCUGCAAUCUGCUAACAUCAUGAAGGACCAGCAUUCACCGGCCAUUAUUCAUCUUCCUGACUGACCCCAGAGCCUGACUGCAGAUGGGGUGUGAUGCAAUGGAGAGUCCAUAUGUUGAAAUUCUGCAGCAUGUGCUUUCCAACAGUGAAACGGUGAUGAAGAUUUAAUCAUGACUUGAUUCAUCUUCAAGCAAUGCAUCAACUCGAUGAGGACAGGAAUAAAUGCUGAAUAUUGCUGGCUUUAGUCUGGCUCAGAUAUCACCUCUGGUUGUCUGUCAGACUCGUACUGAAUGGAGUAAAUCAAACGUGUUUGCUGAUUGCAUCUCUUCUGGAUGUAUGACCAGAACUGUUCCUCCAGUGCUUUUCUUGGGAUCAUCACAGUGUUACAAUUCAGAAGUUAGGCUGGUUAUUUACUUAAGAACUAAGAGGAGGAGUGAGACACUUGGCCUCUCAAGCCCGCUCUGCCAUUCAAUAAGAUCAUGACCCUGACUGCUUCGUAUUCCUACCUGCCCCCGAUAAUGUUUCAUCUUCUCUUUUAAAAAAAUUCAAGGACUCUGCUAGCACCACCUGUUUGAGGAAGAGAAUUCUGACAACUUGCGACUCGCUGUCAGAAAGUAAUUCUCUGCCUCUGUCUCAAGUAGGCAGCCCUUUAUUUUGAAAGGUGUAUUAUUGAUGAAUUAUGUCACUUAGGUUUUGAAUAAAAAUUUAUUUUUAAAAUA
Hemiscyllium ocellatum (epaulette shark) is the source of this 1919-nucleotide messenger RNA. RefSeq names its product SPOUT domain containing methyltransferase 1 (gene spout1). Gene Ontology annotation, cellular component: kinetochore; spindle pole centrosome; mitotic spindle. Gene Ontology annotation, molecular function: miRNA binding. The record is from RefSeq and is a predicted model, not a curated record. Lineage: Eukaryota; Metazoa; Chordata; Chondrichthyes; Orectolobiformes; Hemiscylliidae. Bases 94 to 1173 code for a protein of 359 amino acids. The transcript is spliced from 12 exons. Gene Ontology annotation, biological process: miRNA processing; maintenance of centrosome location.